Messenger RNA from Hirsutella rhossiliensis, 1779 nucleotides. Its product is annotated as VIT family domain-containing protein. Bases 1 to 1779 code for a protein of 592 amino acids. The transcript is spliced from 5 exons. The record is from RefSeq and is a predicted model, not a curated record. Gene Ontology annotation, biological process: intracellular manganese ion homeostasis; phosphorylation; pyruvate metabolic process. Lineage: Eukaryota; Fungi; Ascomycota; Sordariomycetes; Hypocreales; Ophiocordycipitaceae. Gene Ontology annotation, molecular function: ATP binding; pyruvate, water dikinase activity; manganese ion transmembrane transporter activity.
AUGCACAAGGUGGCCAUACAGUUGGAGGACCAAUUCUCCACUGCGCAAAAGUGCAACAAUGACACUGUGUUUCUGAAGCAGGACUUUGUUACUGAAUGGGCCAUUUCAUGCGCAGGCCUGUUCCAUCGCUACAACUGGCCCGGCAGUGCUGCAACCGCCAUCCCGACUGCCUAUCGUCAGCUUUCGGCCACCAAGGCGCGCAUCGAGACGCUGAGCGUGGUGGUCCGCUCCUGCGCGAAGGCCAAGGACCUGCCCGAUGCUAGCUUUGCCGGCCAGCAGGAGACGUACUUGAACAUCUCUGGUGAGGACACCCUCUUGGACGCCUGUCGAGGCUGCUACGCCUCCCUCAUCACGGACCGAGCCAUUAGCUGCCGUCAGAUGAAGGAUCACAUGAGCGUCGCACUCUCGAUUGGCAUGCAGCUAAUGAAGCGCAGCGACAAGGAGAUGAAGAUGGUCUACGGUGACCAGCAGACGCCCACCCGCAACGUGCCCAUAGCCAAAGCCGAGCGAGCUGUGAUUGUGCUUGGGGAUGACGAGGUCCUGGCGCUGGCGCGUUGGGCAUGCGCGAUAGAAGAGCACUACGGCCGCCCGAUGGAUAUGGAAUGGGCGAAGGGCGGCGUCACGGGCGAUCUCUUCAUCGCCCAGGCCCGGCCAGAAACGGAGCGCUCGCGCCGCGACAUGGCCGUCUUCAAGACGUACGAGUUUUUCGAUGGCUCCAUUCUGGUGACGGGAGCGACGGAACCGGAUUGGGUGCCCGUUAUGAAGCGGGCCGACGCCAUCACCACCGACCACGGCGGGCGCACCUCGCACGCCGCCAUCGUCAGCCGCGAGCUGGGCCUGCCGGCCAUUGUCGGCACCGGCAACGCCACGUACGUGCUGCACAGCGGCCAGGACGUGACCAUCUCUUGCGCCGAGGGCGACACGGGCUUCGUCUAUUGGAACAUGAGCUUGAACAAAAGUUGUCAUGAAAACUCGCCCCUUCUGGGGACGGAGCCACAGUCCGAGCCGCCGUGUCCCGGUUCCGCCAACAACGAGCCACCCAACCGCGAAGUCUUCCCAUCCUCCUCGUACUUCACUUGGUCGUCCUCAGCAGGCUCCGCAUCCAACUUCGGUGACUCGCUCCGCGAUGUCAUCAUCGGCUUCUCUGACGGGCUCACGGUACCCUUCGCCCUGACGGCCGGCCUCUCGUCGCUCGGCAGCACGCGGCUCGUCAUCAUGGGGGGUCUUGCCGAGCUCUUCUCCGGCAUGAUCAGCAUGGGCCUCGGCGCCUACCUGGCCGCCGCCACCGAGAGCGACCGUUGCCGCUCAGCGCUGCGGCUCCGCGCCGCCCGCCCGCUCGCCGAGCGUCGCGCUGCUGCCUACUCCAUCCUCGCCCGCUAUAGCCUCGAGCCAGAAGGUGCGCGGCCCCUCGUCGACGCCCUCUGCGCCAACGGCGACUCCGGGCUGCGCUUCGCUACCGACCUCGCCCUCGGCACGGACAAGCUCCCCGGCCACCGCGCCUGGCUCUCGGGGCUCACCAUGGGCCUCAGCUACUUUGUCGGUGGCCUCGUCCCUAUGCUCCCUUACUUUGCCAUGGCCCGCGUCCGCGACGCGCUGCUCGUCUCCAUCGCCGUCACCAUUGUCAUGCUCCUCGCCUUUGGCUACGUUAAAAACUACGUCGCCAUCCGCAGCCACCGCGCCGGCGUCUGGGGCGCCCUCCAGACCUUGGUGGUGGGCGUCCUGGCCGCGAGCACGAGCUACAUUAUUGUCAAGGCCUUGGAUUCAGUUGGCCCGGGAUAG